GCCCGCAGCCAUCUUCGGCCCUCGCCGGCGAUGCGGCGGGCGCGGCCCGCGCUGCCGCUGCUGCUGCUGCUGCUCGCGGGGCCCCUGCCCGCGGGGGCGGCCCCCACCGACCCUGCGGACGAGUGUCAGCAGCAGCUGGCGGUGGCCCGGAGCGUGGCGUCCUGGAUCGUGGGGGGCCAUGAGGCCCCGGAGGGUGCAUGGCCGUGGGUAGUGAGCCUGCAGGUGCUGCGCGGCGGCGUCCGCUUCGUGCACCUGUGCGGCGGCGUCCUGCUGAGCCGGAGAGCCGUGCUGACCGCCGGCCACUGCGUGGAUGGCAGGACGGAUCCGUGUUCCUGGCGAGCCGUUCUGGGCGUGCACAACCUGCAGAAGCACGGCCGCCACACAGCACGGAGGAGGAUCAGGAGGAUCAUCGUGCACUCGGAGUUCAAGAGGGAAACCUUUGAGAACGACGUGGCAGUGUUCGAGCUGAGGUCGGCAGUGCGCUACAGCCUCUACAUCCAGCCCGUGUGCCUGCCCCCAGCUGCCCUGGUGCAGCCCCUGGAGAACAGCUCCGACUGCUACAUCACCGGCUGGGGACGCACCUCCGAGAAGGGUAAAAUCUCACCUGUGCUAAAAGAAGCCCAUGUGGGAAUCCUCCCUCCCAGCCUGUGCAACAGCUCUGAAGGCUACGCGGGGCUCAUGAACAACAAAGCACUCUGCGCCGGCGUCUGGGCUGGAGGCACCGACACCUGCCAGGGUGACAGCGGGGGCCCCUUGGUGUGUUACCACCCUGACACUGACAAGUACUUCCUCAUUGGCAUCGCCAGCUUUGGGGUGGGCUGUGGCCGCCCCAGAUACCCCGGGAUCUACGUGCGCCUGUCCCAGUACAGAAAAUGGAUAAAAGCAAAACUCCUGUUGACUAGCAAGACUUGGAACCCCCUGAGCACCACACUCACCAUCCUCCUGACUCUGGUACACACAGUGCUCACGCAGAUUUUGUAGAGGGGAAUCCAGCAUGUGGUCCUCGUGGAGGUCUGUCCUGCCUGGAAAAGCUUGGAGAAACCAGCUCCCUCCUGACUGACAAUAAAUCCAAGAGCCAAAGGAUGUGCACUUACUUUUUAGGAGUCAUGUCUGCCAUUGUAUUUUUUGUUUCCUGCCUCUGAAAUCCACACUGACAGGAGAGGAAACAGUUAACAGCCUUGGCACUAAUAAGAUAGAAGUGUUAUCGACUGGAAACACUUUCUUCCCACCCUAUUUCUGUGCUUUUUCAGCCAUCAGAAGGUUAAAUACACUCAGUGACGCCACCAGGGUCUGGGGAGGGCAGAUGCUCCCUCUGCCGGGUAAAAACCAGCAGAGCACACUAAGGUUUUAAUUAACCAUUUAAUUAACCAAACAUUACCUGUGGCUCAGCUUAUUGAAAACUAAGAAGGUAAAAAAACCUGCAGGAAGGUAAAAGCUGUUCUGCACUCAUGAUUUUUAGCACUGGCAGGUGUGUACAAGUGCCAUGUAAUCCACUAAAAUUGACUAUUAUUUAUUCCUAGCUGUCAUAUGACUUGAUCCCACACAGGUAUUCACACCUGGUCACCACCACUGCAGCUUUAACUUCAUUAAAAAGAAAUAGGGACCAGCAGAAUAAUAAUAUUUUAGUGACUUUAUUUACCAAGAUCAAAAUUUGCAACCAUUAAUUGUUUCAACAAAUAUUUACAAUUCAUGGAAAGCAUGGACUGUUUGGAACCAACCAGCAGAACAGCAUCAGCUGUUGCAUCUCUUACCCUCAGGAAUGAGAUUUUACUCUUUAAAAUCGAGAUCUGAAAGUAAAUUCAAACUAAGAACUUCAUGAUCAGUGCUUAAAGAGCGAACAUGUGUUACUGUUUAAUAUUCCCAUGAUGAAAAAUCAGCUGUUCUUUCCAACACAUUAUUUUAAGAGUGUAAAAUUUGACUCCUGGUGUGUCUGGCAGGACAGGUGCUUCCCUUGCUGGAUACAAGAAGAAUUGGCCACCAGGUGUUCACAGUCUUAACACUUGAUAGUUUUUGUUUAUUAUUGUUCCAUCUUACAAAAGGAAAAAAGAGAACACAGUGAGGAUCAGCUACCACAGAGUUCCCAAAGCAGUUCAGAACUGUAGGUCAAACCCCCUCUCACGGGUUACACACAGCUGAGGAAAGGUCCAAUUCUCUGAGGUGCAUGUUCCAGGCACAUUCCAGGCUGUUCAGUUCUCCUGAAAUUCCACCAAAGAAAUGGGAAACACCGACACCUCUCCAGGAGCAGCUCCCUCAGUUUAGGACUUUCCCAACCUUAUUUCUGAUGUGCCACAAAGCUUUUUUUCUGACAUGAUGGCAACCAGGAGUCACACUCCAGCCUGGCCUAAAGGAAACACAUUGGGACUCAUGCCCGCAACGAGAGACUUAGGAACUUCAGGGGGCAAAAAAAAUAUUCUGUUCUAGCCCACUAACCAGGAGACUGUGGAAUGCAGAUUCCUCAUGGAAAAGAGCUCUGCUUGCUACAAGUCCAUUAAUUCCCAAAGGAGCAAAAUCAAAAAUACUGACUGACCAUGGGAUAAGCAUUACACAUCCAGGGAGGGAGCACAGCUUGGAAUUCCAUCCAGAUCUGAGCUAGCACGACACACACGGAGCUCUAACACCUCGGAACAGCACAGCCCAUUGUUAAUUCCCGCUGACAGAACUGGAAGCAGGAUCCAAUCCCAGCUAUGGAAAUGGUUUAUUACUCAUGCAAGAGGCACUGCAGUCACCUACAGCACCUGCCCAAGACCACGGCCUGACCAGCAGGGUCACACCUUGCCCAGGACCGUGUCCUCACCAGUACCACGUCCAGCCCACCAGGCCCACAGCCAGACAGCUCUGGGGGUCUCCAAGCACAGAGAUUCCCCAGGUAAAGGAGUCCUGAUCAUGUCAAACUUUUGAUUUUCACCUGAAACAAAUUUAAAUUGUACAAACCGGACUCUCUGACACAUUGAGAUCUAAUGUGCAGAUACUGUCAGCUCUGGGGAGUAAAAAGUCCUAAUUUCUUUUUUUUUUUUUCCCUCCUUUGUUCCCCCCCAAUACUCUUUAGGAUCUGUUUUUUUCUGCAAGUUGCCUACAGACAUACAAAAUUAAUUCAAAUAUCACCUACACCAAAGAGGAUCUCAUUUGACUUUGUACUAUCCAUAAAAAUAUAUCCUUGAAAAUCUGGUUCACAAAAUAUUUCAUUUGGUUACUAAAAUGAAAGAUAUAAACUGUCAAAAUACGUAUAGAAACUCAAUUUCAGGUUUUGUAAAGAUCACAAUUUAGCUACAAAAUAUACCAACCAUCUCCCUGUUUGCAAUAUAGUAUUUGCUUACAAAGAUACCGUUACUUUGCAAAAUAGCUCCUACCUUACAAAAUUAGGCUGGAAAUUGUAAUUUUGCACUACUUCCAGCAAUAAACCAAAGAUUAGAACCUCAUAACCCUUUGGUAUAGAUCUUCCAUUUUUUUCUACAUCAUUUUUCUUCUAUUUGGUUUCAUGUUCCAAAGCCCAGGAGAAUCCCCAGCCAGGACAAGCACUGAGUGUUUAACUGUAGAUAUGAUCAGCACACAAUUUAAUUUUCAAUGAUCGAUGUUUCUCAUGCCCAGAACUAAGAAAAACCUCUUGCGAAAUUAAAAACUUUUGGAAGUUUAAUCUCAGAAAUGCUUCAGAACUUUUGUCACCAGUCCUUGUCCCUCACACUGUGCUUUAAAAUCACUGAUGUGUUGAAUUGUCUAAGAAAAUCAACACAAUUUUCUAUGCCUCAGACAUUUCCAGGACCAGGCCUCUUGCUGCCUUCUGCAGAUCCUACCCCCAUCUGAUAAACACAGCAAAUAUGGAAAAAAAAAAAUCCCAAC
Molecule: messenger RNA, 3834 nt
Organism: Haemorhous mexicanus (house finch)
Lineage: Eukaryota; Metazoa; Chordata; Aves; Passeriformes; Fringillidae
Gene: TMPRSS12
Product: transmembrane serine protease 12
Exons: 5
Coding region: 31-981 (316 amino acids)
Biological process (GO): proteolysis
Molecular function (GO): serine-type endopeptidase activity
Source: RefSeq, a predicted model, not a curated record